CUUGAGAGCAGCGUCGAAGCCCUGGAGAGUGAGCUCCCCGGUUAUUAGGCUGCCAAGCUUCUUGAGCCAGACUCUCAGUAUAAGCACGGACCGUAUAGGGGCUCUAGCUUCGCGCUCGCCCUGGGCCCCACCCAACUCAGCGAACUAGAAAAAGCUUUUGCGAUUGGAAAAUUUGGACUUUUCCUCUUUUCUUCUUCAUGUCUUUGGCAUUCGUCUUAGAGUCUCGGAACAAGGCCUCAGUUCUUGUUCAGGUCCACGCGGCCUCUCGCGCGCUCAACGAUCGCCUAGAGUAAAUAUGCACUCUCCACAUAAGUUACCUGCACCUUUUCAGGGCGUUCAGGUGGACGCAUUGGAUGUGUGAUACAUUUUAAUAUCUUGACCAUUUGUAUUAUUGCUUCGCCUUCUCCCUCUGCUCCAUCUUCAGCCUCAACAAGCUCGCCUUCGGGCAGCUAACCGUGGUUGCCUCGUCGCUGUUCUUUUUGUAGAAUGCCUGGCAACAUUCGUAGAGGGCAUCGACAUAUCUUGUACACUUGGCUUCGUCAAAUCCAUUCCGCGUCAAACAAUCUGUGAUGCCUGUGAGCUACAAUGGUUUACUGGGCCGUGAGCCUCAACUACACGUUACAUAGCCUGCUCACUUUGUAUGGCGCACUGGUUUUUAGUCAGCAUAUGUCCUCUUCUUUCAACCACUCCCAUGUGAUGGGAGAGUCAGACGUACCGCGCGUGGGUGGCAUGGAGGAUCAGUUUGGAGAUCUCUUUCUAGCGCCUGCAGUUUGGAACGUCAACAUCCGCCUUUCUAGAAUUUCGAGAGUAAGGCAGCCCGACCAUCUUAAAAGAUAUGGCGCCGUGUUCGCGGGGCUAUAAGGGUUUGGUAUUCAAAGAACGCUUCAGAUGUUCGGUGUAGGGUUGUCAGUUUGGCGAACAGCAUCAGCGUGGUUCCUAAUCCUUAAGUAGAGUGGAAACAAUGAUGUCAGGAUCCCUGUCAUAAAUCAAAGAGCCGCUAGCUGUCCGCUGUGAGACAGCGGACCAUGGCACUUUGGGAACCGUAUGUAGAGCCCCCAACUCGCUAAUCCCUUCUGGAUUAUUGUACUGCUGGAGAGUUUUUCUGCUUGAAUAAAAAGCUCCUACUAGGUAGGGUUGAUGUUAUGUCUUGCUUGGGCUUUCCUUCCCGCCCGUCAGUUAACCCCAAAACCUUAAUUCAACUUGAGCCCCACCAAGCCUCUGCCUAGCUGUAACAACCGCCCCGCGCAAACGAACCGCCACAUCCCACCUUUUGUCGCCAGCGUCAGUUCACAGUGCAGCUUUCCGAUUACUUCCUCUCCUCCACAGUACUCAUCUCCCCCUUCGUCCAAACCAUCGAUCACUGAAAGGUUCACAUCCCCUACGUGAAUCCCAAAUCGGCCGCGACACUCCGCUCAGCUCACCUUCUCACCGACGACAACCAACCCCUCUCAAGAAUUCGCAAUGGCCGACGCUGCGGAGAACGGUUCCCCUGGCCAGGGCCCCGAUGUCCCCCAGGGUGGCAGCGAGCACCUUAACAUCAAGGUGACCGACAACAACAACGAGGUCUUCUUUAAGAUUAAACGAAGCACCAAGCUGGAGAAGCUGAUGACUGCCUUCUGCGAACGCCAGGGUAAGACCAUCCAGUCGGUCAGGUUUCUCUUCGAAGGCCAGCGUGUCCAACCUUCCGACACCCCAGAUACGCUCGAAAUGCAGGAUGGGGACACUCUCGAGGUUCACCAGGAACAAGUCGGUGGUGGUGGUCUCUAGACAUCCAAGAAAGCCUUUCUUCCCCGAUCCUUUUGGGAUUAUGGGGCACUGCAAACUGGGAAAAUCGUCUGGACAUGUCUUGACCUCAUAUAAGUGGGCGGUAGAUUUCCAUGAUGAGUCAGCGGAGCGAAGGAGAGCAUUGGCAUUCAUGGCUUAACAGUGGUCACAGUCGUUGGUGCACAGGCACAGUACCAAUGAGGUGGGAACAAGUCAACAUCGGAUGGGAUGGAUGGUGUUAUCUUGGGCGGCCCGGUCUUGAUGAAGGCAGAUGAUUGUCAUCUCUGGCUAUUGCGAUGUUCUUUUUGCCAAUGGAAGGAUUCUGAUUCUGGCGCAUUUCGGGGCGUAGUACUAUGACACAAUUUACGGAAAGACAACUUUG
Messenger RNA from Podospora bellae-mahoneyi, 2146 nucleotides. RefSeq names its product SUMO protein smt3 (gene SMT3). Gene Ontology annotation, molecular function: ubiquitin-like protein ligase binding; protein tag activity. The record is from RefSeq and is a predicted model, not a curated record. Gene Ontology annotation, cellular component: septin ring; nucleus. Bases 1462 to 1767 code for a protein of 101 amino acids. Lineage: Eukaryota; Fungi; Ascomycota; Sordariomycetes; Sordariales; Podosporaceae. Gene Ontology annotation, biological process: protein sumoylation. The transcript is spliced from 3 exons.